Messenger RNA from Xenopus laevis (African clawed frog), 3493 nucleotides. Its product is annotated as ectoderm-neural cortex protein 1-like. The record is from RefSeq and is a predicted model, not a curated record. The transcript has a single exon. NCBI's taxonomy places the organism in Eukaryota, Metazoa, Chordata, Amphibia, Anura, Pipidae. The coding region runs from base 459 to 1229 and encodes 256 amino acids.
GUGGAAUCUGGUCAUUCAAGCUGUCAAUGAAAGGCUCUAUCUGGCCACACGAGCAGCCUAAAUGCUGAGUGACCCGCACAUUUGCCCACAAGACAUUUAAUUAAAUAACAAAAAAAGCCAUAAGCCAGUCUAGGGCAACUGUAUUGUGGUGCUUUAAGAGUUGUCAUUAAACAGUUAAUUAUGAUGAUAAAUAACAAAGCAUGCAUAUGAAAUAUGUCCCCAUGGCACUCGCCUAAGGCUGGGCUCAGAUGGGUGAAUGUCUUGUGAAUUUUAGGUCUAUGCUGCAUUAACAUGACUGUCACAAUUGCUGGGAAUGUUUGUAAUAACAAACAUGUAUUUCCCUAUUGGCACUUGCCCAAAUGUAAGUCUGUUGAGGCUUUAAGGCAGUGUAAUCUAAGAGGAGCUCAACUGAACUGCUACAGACUGUGCGAUUAGCUCUGUUACCAGCAAUUUAUCUCAUGGAGAAUGUUGCAAUGGAAGAGCUUAUAAUCAAACAGAAGAAAAGUAAAGAGCUGGUAGAAGAAGCUAUCCGGUGCAAGUUAAAAAUAUUACAAAAUGAUGGUGUAGUCACAAGUUUGUGUGCCAACCCGAGAAAAACCGGCCAUGCUUUGUUUCUCUUGGGUGGACAGACUUUCAUGUGUGAUAAACUAUAUCUGGUAGAUCAAAAGGCUAAAGAAAUCAUCCCCAAGGCUAACAUUCCGAGUCCUCGCAAGGAGUUUAGUGCAUGUGCAAUUGGUUGCAAAGUGUACAUCACUGGUGGCAGGGGUUCAGAGAAUGGUGUUUCAAAGGACGUUUGGGUUUAUGAUACACUCCACGAAGAGUGGUCAAAAGCUGCACCUAUGCUAGUGGCACGGUUUGGGCAUGGCUCUGCUGAACUGAAGCACUGUUUGUACGUAGUAGGAGGUCACACUGCGGCAACAGGUUGUCUCCCUGCAUCUCCAUCUGUCUCCUUAAAACAAGUUGAGCAGUAUGACCCGGUAACCAACAAAUGGACAAUGGUUGCUCCACUGAGAGAAGGGGUGAGCAAUGCUGCCGUGGUUAGUGCAAAGCUCAAGCUUUUUGCUUUUGGAGGAACUAGUGUAAGCCAUGACAAGUUGCCCAAAGUUCAGUGCUAUGACCCCUCUGAAAACCGUUGGUCUGUGCCAGCUACUUGCCCUCAGCCAUGGCGCUACACAGCUGCUGCAGUACUGGGAACGCAGAUAUUCAUCAUGGGGGGUGACACCGAAUAACAAAAAAAGCCAUAAGCCAGUCUAGGGCAACUGUAUUGUGGUGCUUUAAGAGUUGUCAUUAAACAGUUAAUUAUGAUGAUAAAUAACAAAGCAUGCAUAUGAAAUAUGUCCCCAUGGCACUCGCCUAAGGCUGGGCUCGGAUGGGUGAAUGUCUUGUGAAUUUUAGGUCUAUGCUGCAUUAACAUGACUGUCACAAUUGCUGGGAAUGUUUGUAAUAACAAACAUGUAUUUCCCUAUUGGCACUUGCCCAAAUGUAAGUCUGUUGAGGCUUUAAGGCAGUGUUGAAGAUAGUCCAUUUGUUUUUCAUCUAACUGACUCGAUAGAGCCUAACUGGGAUAUAGUAAAAGUGAUCUCCAGGAGACCCACCUGCUACUCUUCUAAACUAGGCUGUUCCUCACCCAAGCAUAUGGCAUCAUACAGGUCAACAUGUGUUUGUUUCUUUGUAUGUACAAAAGUAUAUUUUGCUCAAGCCAUGUUAGAAUUUUCUCUCCCUGCAGUGCUACCAAGCCGAAAGGAACUCGUGACUGAGAUAUGCUGAGCACUUGUAAUUUAGCUGCUUGGCCUUUUGCACUGUUAGUAAAGUACAUCUAGUGUUAAAUUAGGCGUUGAAAAGUUAUCUUGGUAGUGCAACAUGAGGAGAGUAUAUCAGUUUCACUGCUCCUGUACUUCAUCUGGGAACCAGUCCGAAGUGUUCCUUACUUAUAGAUGGCAAUGAAGUACAAAGAUGACACACAUUACUCAUGUUUAAUUACACAUUUAAUGGUCUGAAAGGAUAUCAAGUCCUGUAAGCUGGUCCUUCUACUCACUGUCUUUUAGGUAUGGGACCUGUUAUCCAGAAUAUUUGGGACCUUGAGUUUUCCCGGAUAAGGGCUCUUUUCAUAAUUUGGAACUUCAUACCUAAAAAAAUAAUUUAAACAUUAAAUGAACCCAAUAGGAUUGUUUUUCUACCAAAAUGGAUUAAUUGGGAUACAUCUGAAGGUAUUGUUUUGUUAUUAGAGAGAAAAUAUGUUUUAAACUUUUGAAUUAUUUUAUUAAAAUGGGGUCUAUGGGAGAUAACCUUCCCAUAAUUCGGAGCUAUCUGGAUUAACGGUUUCCGGAUUAUGGAUCCUAUACGUGUAAUAAACACCUGUUCUUAUGGGUUGCACAUGGGACCUGGUGUCUGGCACUAAUGUAAUGAAAGGGUUGCAAGGAUAUUGGUCUCAACUAGCUCAUGCCCCAUAUCCAUGCAAUAUGACUGAGCUGCUUCUACUUUCUGACCAGUAAAAUAAUGGUCAAAAACAGUUUUAAGGUACCCAAGCAAAACCAAAAAGCAGAUUAAUACACCUUAAAAGAUUGAUUGUGGUUUUAUUGUUUUGCAGGCAGUAAGCACUUGUUGGGGGAGAGGUGUAAGACCCGUGCGUAUAUGCUACCAUGUUGUUAGGGACUGUUAUUCAGUUGCUCCAACUAAAAUUUGGUUGCAUUUUUCUCUCUGAGGCUGUUCACACUGAAGCAGUAGCAAAUGUGUUAUCUUUCCAGGCAACAGUUUACAACCCAACCCCCUACAACAGUGAAGUUACAUUGAAACUGCUCCACUUCUGUAGCUUUUUCUCUCUUUUUGGACUGGUCAGUCCAAAAACUUGUGCUACUUUUUCAAAACAACAUUGCAUGAAAGUUGUAAUUGUGAAUUAGCAUGAUCUGUAUAGUUCAGGUUGAUAGUAUAUAGCGCUAUGCCUUUUUCCCCAUUGUUUUCAUAUGGCACGGCACUACUGGCCUUUAUACUAAAUGAAACGGGCAUAUCAUUUUCCUAUCAUAUUUCAGGCGUAUCAAGUGUAAUUCCUGUGGUAUUUGUAUUUGGCCACAUGCAAAGUAGCUAAGGUGAAAGUCAGGGGGAUGGUAGGGGUGGCAGACUACUUGAAGGAUUUUGCUGAGCCGGGUCUUUUAUGUACCGUAUCCGAAGAGCCAGAUGAACUGGUUUUCCAUCACAUUAUUUAUUGAGCAAUACGUUUUUGCAAAAAAUUCACAUGCUUGUUGUAGUAGGAAAUGAACUGUUAUAGAAAAUAAACAGAGGAAAAUAUAGAACUGUUAUGGAAUAAACAGUUUUGAUUUGUACUGAGGGAUCAAACUUCAUUUAAUUUCUUCUUAUUGAUAGGCACCCAAGUCAAGUUAACAUAGAUUGUGGUUUGCUUAAUAAGAGGCAGAGUAAAUGGUGAUGAUAUUGAUUGAAUUAACAAAUGUCGAAUAAAUGUAUUUUUCAUUAUUAGCAUGGAGGAAUGAUCAGAAACCUA